GCGGGGAGCGGGAGCCGGAGCCUCGCCGGGCCCCCGCGCAUGGCGGGGGGGGGCCCGCCCCGGACAUGCCCCUCUCUCCGCUCGGCUUCGCUCUCCUCCUGCUGCUGGCGGCCGCGGGAAGGUCCCUCCCCGUCAGGCCGAGUUCAGAUGGGUCCCUCUCUGGGGUUAUGCAGAAGUGGAAGGAGUAUCAGCUCCAAUGCCUGAAAUACUUAUAUGAGGCACCUCCUAUUGUGACAGAAGGCAAGUUCUGCAACAGAACAUUUGACAACUAUGCCUGCUGGCCAGAUGGACUGCCCGGCACCUAUGUGAAUGUCAGCUGUCCCUGGUAUCUCCCCUGGGCUAACACAGUGCUGCAUGGGCAGGUGUACCGCUUUUGCACCCCAGAGGGGACGUGGCUACUGAAGGAGAAUUCAACGCUGCCCUGGAGGAACCUGUCUGAGUGUGAGGCCUCUGACCAGGAUGCACCAGAAGAACAGCUCCUGAAUUUGUCCAUCAUAUACACCAUCGGAUAUGCUCUUUCCUUCUCUGCCCUUGUAAUAGCAACUGCCAUUCUUCUUGGAUUCAGACAUCUACAUUGCACGAGGAAUUAUAUUCACCUGAACCUCUUCACCUCUUUUAUCCUCCGGGCUAUAUCAGUCUUCAUUAAAGACUCAGUGGUGAAAUGGAUGUACAGCACAGCCACACAAGAGCACCAGUGGGAAGGGCUUAUCUCCUUCCAGGAAUCACUCAGCUGCCGCUUGGUCUUUGUGAUGAUGCAGUAUUGUGUGGCUGCAAACUACUACUGGUUGCUGGUGGAAGGCAUGUACCUGUACACGCUGCUGGUACUUUCAGUCUUUUCUGAGCAGAGGAUUUUUCGUCUUUAUCUCUGCAUUGGCUGGGGUGUGCCAAUGCUGUUUGUUAUCCUCUGGGGAACUGUCAAGUACCUUUAUGAAGAUGAGGGUUGCUGGACCAGAAACUAUAACAUGAAUUACUGGUUAAUCAUCAGACUGCCCAUUCUCAUCGCCAUUGGGGUAAAUUUCCUGAUCUUUAUCAGAGUUAUAUGCAUCAUCAUCUCCAAACUACAGGCUAAUUUGAUGUGCAAAACUGACAUAAAAUGCAGGCUGGCCAAGUCUACGCUGACUCUCAUCCCGCUGCUGGGGACCCAUGAGGUCAUCUUUGCCUUUAUCACUGAUGAGCAUGCCAGAGGGAUGCUGCGCUUUGUGAAGCUUUUUACCGAACUCUCCUUCGCUUCUUUCCAGGGGCUGAUGGUUGCAAUUCUCUACUGUUUCAUCAAUAAUGAGGUGCAGAUGGAGUUUCGGAAAAGCUGGGAGCGCUGGAGAUUGGAACAUUUGUAUGUCCAGAGGGACAGCAGUAUGAAACCUCUUAAGUGUCCGGCCAACAGCAUCAGUAGUGGAGGCACGGUAGGCAGUAGUGUCUACGCUGCCACUUGCCAGGCCACAUUCAGCUAGGAUUUCUGCAGGUGAAUCGGACUGAGAACAAUUAACUGUGUAAUAUACCUGAAAACCCUUAAAUACCCAAGCAAGUGGCUUAAGUAUGCCAUCUCCAGCAAGAAACUUAAGCAUAUGCUGCUCAUUGCCUGCAGGCUAUUGGAUAAAGGUUUCCAGAGAAAGCAAUCUGCUAAUGUAAUCAACACAUCAGAGAAAAAAAUUAUCACGUCUAAAGUAAGUUAAAAGAGUUUCUUCCUAUUUGUACACAAGGCCUCCAGGUGUCCGAAACUUAGCAUAGCAUUGAUCCAGUCUGAAACCACAGGGUCAAUGGCUCAUUACUGUUGAGUGGGCAAGGUGAGUGAUCAACUGAUUAAAUUACAAGGAUACAGAAUAUGAUUACUGCCAAAAAAUACAUUUAGACUUACAUGGGGAUGGGGUAAGGUGCUAUCACUAGUUUUAGAAAAAUAGAACUUAGUGGGAUGCAACUCGCAUUUUAGGGAAGAAUCAGUUUUGUAGCAAGAGCUUCCCAAAGCUAAAGUUGAAAACAGUGCUUACCUGUUUCCUGAGUGGAUGCAGAACAGCAUCCUGAAGGGUCUACCAAUACAGCAGGUAGCGUGGUGUACGUAUCUGAAUGCUCUUUUUAAGCUUUACUUGAAAACAAACAAACAAAACCAUUAUGUGGUAGGGGCCUCUUCUGCUAUUAAUAGGUGUGUUAUCUCUGUUGACAAGGAUGGAAGUAUCCCCUGAAUGCACAGCCCUUACGUUUUUAUACAGUACUCUGCCGCUCCAGUUGGCUCGCAGGUGUUAACAGGGAUGGGGUGAUGACUUGUGCUUCAAGAGCACAUUUUCUUCCUGAGCUAUACUCUGCCCCGUGGGGGUGCAAACACACAGAAGUCAGCCUGUGGCCACAGCUGCUCUAAGGAGACGUCACCUACUUGGAGAAGAGUGGGCAGCGUGCAGCGUGGGCUCCCUUUAGCUUCUCUUCCAGGCAGGCAGGAGGAACCGCCCGGCGCGGCCCCCGCGGGAGGGUGGCAGGUUCAGCAUGUUGGACAGCGCCCGGCUGCUGCGCUGCCUUCCUCCUCCUCCUCCUCCUCAGCCUGCCCGCCACCAGCGGGAUUCAAAACAUCCCCUCCUCCCCCCUCAAAAACCCCCACUAUCCUAAACUCAAUGGGCUUCUGUCUGUUUAAAACUGCGAGGGCUGUCGCGGUGAAUGCAUCCACCCUGCUCGUUACCUUGCCCUCCCCGAGGUUUACAAGCGUUGCUGGGGACACAGAGGUACCUUUGCAAGCAGGACGUGAUCCAUUGCAUCACUUAAUAACAAGCUUUACAUGUCUUUACUCAGCGGGUAUUUGUGCUCCCUUUACAACAAAGAGGCAAGGUGCCAAAGACUAGCUCUGCCAAUAUCCCUGUCCGUAGACUUCUUGUAGUAAGUAACUUCCAUGGUAUAGCAGACAGACUACUCAGCAGGUUUAAAAAUACAACCAACCAACCAAUUUUCAAGUCUCUCCUUGCACUUGCAUUCAUAGCUGCCAUUGCCAGGAAAGUGGACUGGAUAUUCUGGGAUGUAAUUCAGCAUCUUUCCUGCCUGAAGCUAGAUUGCUUUGCAUGGGAUUAUUCAAUCACUGUGUUAGAAUCCAAAUUGCCAACAAGGUGGAUUAGUUUUGCAAUCAUCAGGUUGGAAUUGAAUUAGAGAAGAUGUGUUACCUUCUGCUAUAAUGCUUGUAAUUGAGCUCCAGGGGGAGAAGUCAGACUUAUCUGUAGAAAUCCACCACAGUGCUCAGGCUGGCUCAUGUACGUUUAGCACACUGGCUUCUACGCGGGCCACUUCCAGACCUCCCCCUUCUGACAUCUGUUGCAGAGCUGACCUUGGAAUGAAGCACCUCAGGUUCUCCUGUAAAUUUAAUAACUAGCUUCUAUCCUGUGUGACCAUCAAUACAAUACCCGACUACUACACGUGUAUGUUAACUGCCGCCCUCCUACAAUGUAAUUAGCUUCCUGUACGUAGAGUAUGCUUGAUGUAUCUAACAUCUACCCUGAAGUGCUUUGAAUAGGAAAAGACUGAUAAAGUCAGUUACUGGUAGGUGAAAAGGCAGCAUGACAACAGAUGAAAUUUACAGCUGUAUGCUAAUGCACACUGGAGGGAAUAAUUUCACUCAUGAAUAUUCAAGAGUGUGUGCUAGUGUGCCGGGGCCCUGCUUAGCUGUGUGCAAACCUGGAAAAAACAACAGUUUCUGCUACUUGCAUAGCUGUUAGCAAGAUGAUAGUUUUGCUGUGCAAAGGAAGUUACAGAAGUGUUUUAACUCACUAUUAUGCUGAGAAAAAAAAAAGUAGGUGUUAACAAAGAAAAGAGGACAGACAUCGGAAGAGUAUUGACAUGUGUGGUAACAAACCUGUACUUAGUUGCUGUCACAAGAUUUUUUUCAAGUCUGACAUGCCUUUGAGUUACUAGGCUCUUCUUGUCCCUCUGAUUCACUUAAGAGGCUCUGGGCCCACACAAAUAGCUCCAGCACCAGAUGUCAAACAUACCUUUGUAACCUCUGCCUUGUUAGAAUCCAAGAGAAAAAUGAGAUGAUAAAGUGAGAUAUUAGCCAAGCAGAGGGUUAUGGCGGAAUGUGGGGGGCGGGGGUUUCCCCUCUUACUAAGCUCUCACUUCUUCAAACCUGUUUAAAUCCCCUCUUAAGUACUGAGGGAAUGACUCCGUGGAAAUAACUGCCACCAAAGCAGAAUUACAGUACUCUUUCAGCAAGGCCUAAACACCAAUUUCUCCAUCAUACUUUAUCUACUUCAGUAAAACCUUUUACAAGCCUUUGUUGUUAUUCAUGCCAUCUCUAUUUCAGAAUUUAUAACAUGCAUUUAUUUGAGUAGCAAGAAAUAAGCAAAGCGACACAAAGCACUGGAACAGAUGAACUGUAUGAAUUUUUAUUCUGCCUUUCAGCUUCAUGCUCACUUACUGUGGUAACUUGUUUCAUGAAGCAUUAACUAGAAGAGUCUAUAGAUUCACCUGGACAUAAUGUAACUAGAGUUUAUGGCAAAUGAAAAUUUUAUUUCUAGCAUUGCUGCUAUAAAGUUUUAUAAUUUCAUGGAUGUUACCUUAUAUUUAAUAUUUAUUUGCAUGUAUUUCCUUGUUUUAAAACACACCAACAGAAUUUAACUGUGCAAGAUGUCAGAUUACCAGUUCCCCUUAAACAUUACACUUAAUUUUUAUCCUUGUGAAUAAAGUUUCAACUCACAAAAUUCUGUCGCUUACUGGUGUAUUUACUUUAAGUAGCACCUGACUACCUCUUACCCUGAAGUUAGAAGAACACUUUCUAAAAACAGUCCAGUUCAUGGAAACACAGCUUUAUCUUUUCAAUUCUAUGCCUACUACAAAAAGUCCUUUGAACCUGCAGAGGCUGUUAAUCAAAACCAAAAGGCAGCAUGUUAUUUGUACAGACUCUGAAGGAAUCAGUAAGAAUUGUGAGAACUUGGAGGGGUUUUAGCAGAGGAUCGUGGAAUAUGUGCAAAUCCAAAAAUUCUGUGCUAGGCUUUAAAUAGCAGCAUUUGAAAUUUAUACAAGCAAGUGCUGUGGAGAGCUAUUGAGAGAUGCUUAGCAGUGUUAAACAUAUUACUUGUGCUUUAAUCUAUCUUCUUUCCAGUCCAAUUAAAUUCAUUAAAUGACACUUCCUUUUGUUUCCCCAGCCAAUGACAGAACAAUGGGGUAAGUCAAGCCUGAACCACUGUGUGUAACUUAAAUUAGAAAAGGCAGAAAGAACCAGGAUUUGAAACACCAAGUUGUGACUUCUCAACUUAUUCCUCAGCUCCAUCAGCUGCUCUUCACUAUGACUUAAUGAUUUGUUUUAAUGCAAUGAUCUAGAUACCAAAAAUACCAGGGGAUCGUAUAAGAAGUACACCUGACAGUCUGUGGGAUGAAGCAUCAUUAGUUGUGCUGUGGUAAAAGGACUGAAUCCUUUUUGACAGGGCAAAUCCCUGUCCCAUCUGAGGGCCUUUUACGUUUCCACAUCUGUUGCAAACUCACCUCAGAUGUUUUCAAAAUGAUGGUUAAAGAAAGACAUGUAUUACCUGCCAGGAAUAACAGUAAGUCUUUCUUGGUUACUUUACAAAUGGUGAAAGCUGUAAUAUGAAGCAAAUGGGGAACUUGCAUUGAAAACUGAUGUUUGUGUUAGAUGAAAGACGUGUGUUUUAGGUACACCGAUAGUGCCUCGUGUCUUUUCUUCAGAGAGAGGAUUCUGGCCAGUGCUGGGAAGAAAAGUAGCUGGCCAUUUCGCUAAAGGUGUCAUCAAACCCCAGCCUUCCCGUUACCAGCGGCACAGGCCCUCAGGAGCUGGCACUCACCGGCUGACACGCUGCCGCCGGGCGAAAGCGGGAGCGGCUGCAACAGCAGCACAAGCAGCUGCCCGGUCCCCCAGGAAACCAGACCAGAGCCCACGCUUUGCUACGGCUUUAUUGGCGACCGGACCGUGCCUGGGGAAACCGGAGCAGGAGUAAGGCGCCGGUGGCGUUUUGCAUAGAAAUAACCCCCUUCCAGCCCCUCCUGGGGUCCGUGGUACGAGGCGCGGGGGUAGCGGGGGCUGCCCCCGCCGCCGGGCCGGCCGCUA
Molecule: messenger RNA, 6022 nt
Organism: Tyto alba (common barn owl)
Lineage: Eukaryota; Metazoa; Chordata; Aves; Strigiformes; Tytonidae
Gene: GLP1R
Product: glucagon like peptide 1 receptor
Exons: 13
Coding region: 66-1448 (460 amino acids)
Biological process (GO): adenylate cyclase-activating G protein-coupled receptor signaling pathway; cell surface receptor signaling pathway
Cellular component (GO): plasma membrane
Molecular function (GO): peptide hormone binding; glucagon receptor activity
Source: RefSeq, a predicted model, not a curated record